Emiliania huxleyi CCMP1516 is the source of this 1626-nucleotide messenger RNA. RefSeq lists its product as hypothetical. NCBI's taxonomy places the organism in Eukaryota, Haptophyta, Isochrysidales, Noelaerhabdaceae. Gene Ontology annotation, molecular function: calcium ion binding. Bases 1 to 1626 code for a protein of 541 amino acids. The record is from RefSeq and is a predicted model, not a curated record. The transcript is spliced from 2 exons.
AUGAGUCCUACUGUUGGCAGGCAGCCCAGCCACAUCCUCGAGCGGGUGCCGCGAGUCGUCAACCCGUUCGGGUUGCGGCCGUUUGCGCCGGGCAUGUGCGGCCACGCGGGGAUGGCCUUGACCGCGGUCUCGCUCUUUCCGAUCCGUCUCAUCGUCCUCAUCGUGGCCGUCCUGAUCGCCGGCGCCCUGGCGGUGCUCGCCACCAUCGGAGCCGACGGAUCAAAGCCCCUCAACGCCGCCCGGCGGCUUCUGCUCCACCCGAUCCAGUGGCUGGCGCGAGUCGCCCUGUGGUGCCUCGGCUACUGGAGGAUCCCCGUGACGCGCCCCGACGCAGUUCAAGGCGUCAAGACGCCGCGAGUCCUCGUCUCGGCGCCGCACUACUCGCUCAUCGACGUCUUCUUUUGGACCUAUUACGAGAUGCCCAUGACGCUCUCCCACCACGGCGUCGCGUCCAUCCCGAUUGUCGGGAGGAUCGCCCGCGCGAUGGAGACGAUCUUCGUCGACCGGCGCACGGCGGAGGCGCGGGCCGAGGCGGCCAACACCAUCAAGCGGCGCUGCCUCGAGCCGGGCUGGCCGCGCCUGCUUGUCUUUCCCGAAGGGACCGUCACCAACGGCUCUGCCCUCAUCCAGUUCCGGCCGGGCGCCUUUGCCGUCGGGGAGGCCGUGCAGCCGGUGAUCCUGCGGUACGGGACCCGCCCCCUAGACGUGUCGGGCGCCGUGCGCGGGUACGAGGUCUUCCUGUACGCCAUGCUCCAGCCCGCAAACUCGCUGUCGGUCGAGUUCCUCUCUCCGGCCGUGCCGUCCCAAGCCGAGCUGUCCGACCCGCGCCUCUUCGCAGGCAACGUGCGCGCGGCGAUGGCGGCGGCGCUGGGCGUGCCGUGCACGAACCACAGCUACGAGGACGCGUGGCUGGCCGCAGUGGCGCACGAGGGCGGCCGCGAGGUCGCGCAGACCUUCGAGGUCAAGUCGCUCGCGCCGCUGCUGCAGCUGGACGCCGACGGCCUCGUCGAGCUGCUGCGUCGCUUCCACCGGCUCGACUCGAACGGCUCCGGAAGACUCGAGUACGAAGAGUUUGUGGACGCGCUCGACCUGGCGGGCGCGGCGCCCGGCUACGCGCGGCGCCUCUUCCGCCUCUUCGACACCGACGAGUCGGGCUCGCUCUCCUUCGCGGAGCUCACCCAGGGCCUCGCCCCGCUCGACCGGCUCAAGCUCGCCUUCAUCACCUGCGACCUCGACGCGGAGGGCGGCGUCACCCUCUCCUCGCUCCGGCGCGUCGUCGCCUACGCCGCCGAGCGGCAGCGCGCGUCGACGGGAAGGGCGCCCAUCGACGCCGAGCGGCUCGAGGCUGCCUUUGCGGCGUCCGACCGCGACGGCGACCGGGCGCUCGACUUCAACGAGUUUUGCUCGCUCGUCGAGGCGAAUGCCGAGCUGCUCGGGAUUGCGUCGGAGAUGGCUCGCGGGAGGCUCGAGGGCUCGGCGCUGUCGCGCUUCGUCGAGGAGGCGCGGGAGAUGAAGGAGGUGCGCCGCUCGCGGUCCAAGCAACAGAUGCGCUCGGACAAGGGCGGUAACGGGAAGGCGGCCGCGGGUGGGUACAUGCGGCUGGAGGGCGAGGAAGACGGCGGGUGA